CACGCCCUGUCGGUAAAACAGAGCCCCGGCCCCGCCCCCGCCAAGACUUUAAUAGAACUGUCCUCUGAGAGUUUACUCGGUGGUGUUCUUACACUGAGCUCCUCGCUCCCGCUGGCUUCCUCUGGCUGCAAACUAGGCGGAGUCCCGGGUCCGGGUUCCUGUUCCCGCCAUGAGUCUCGCGCGCCCGAGCGCCCCCACAGUGCUGCGUCUCGGCUGUCUGUACCUGCUGCUACUGUGGCCACCAGCCGCACGGGGUGACUGCAGCUCUCCCCCAGAAGUACCUAAUGCCCACCUGGACUUGAGAGGUCUUUCAAGUUUUCCGGUGAAUAGCACAGUAACAUACAGAUGUAAUGAAGGCUUUGUAAAAGUUCCUGGCCAAACAGACUCAGUAAUCUGUCUUGGGAAUGAUCAAUGGUCAGAGAUUUCAGAAUUCUGUAACCGUAGCUGUAACGUUUCACCCCAGCUACAGUUUGCAAUGCUCAAAAAGAUUUAUAGCAGCCAGAAUUAUUUUCCAGUUGGGUCCACUGUGGAAUAUGAGUGCCGUUUGGGGUACAGAAGGGUACCUGGUCGAUCAGGAACACUAACUUGCCUUCAGAAUUUAGAAUGGUCCAAACCAGCUGAGUUUUGUACAAAAAAGUCAUGUACUCAUCCUGGAGAAUUAUCAAAUGGUCAGAUCAAUGUAAAAACUGACUUCUUAUUUGGUGCAACCAUUAACUUCUCAUGUGAUAAAGGCUACAAACUAAUUGGUGCAAAGCAUAGUAUCUGUGUUAUUAUAGGUGAUAAUGUUGGGUGGACUGAACCACUUCCAACUUGCAGAGUAAUUCAUUGUCAAGAACCACCAAAAAUUGAGAAUGGAAGAAUAGUUCGAGGAGACGGCGACUACUAUGUAUAUAAUCAGGCUGUAAUGUACGAAUGUAAUAGAGGCUUUACCCUGAUUGGAGAGGACACUAUUCAUUGUACUGCAAAAGGCGAUGAAGGAGAGUGGAGUGGCCCACCACCUCAGUGCCGAGGAAAGUCUCCACCUGCCACGUUCCGGCCAUCAGUUCCUAAACCUACCACUACAAAUCUUCCAGGUACACCAACUUCUCACAAACCCACCACAGUUCCAGGUACAAAAAUCACACCAACUUCUCGGAACCACUCAAAAGCUCCAGCAACCCAGGGUGAACUUCUUCCCAGGACAACCAUGUUUUCUCCUGCAACAAGUAUAUCUAAAGGAGGACAGAUCCCUUCAGAUUCUUCCACAUUUACAGCUGGAAUUGUUGCUGGUGUUGUAAUAAUUGGUUCCAUAGGUGUAGGCGUGGGACUAUGGAAAUUCAUGGUGAGCAGAUAUUCUGAUGAUUUUAAAAAAUGUACUCUUAGCUUCUUUCCAGUAAAAUUUUAUGCUAAUAUCAGUAUAUAACUGUUAGCUCUAUUGCAUUUUUUGAUAUGCUGACUCUUCAUUGCUUAUAUCUUUAAUUACUAUCCUGGAUGAGUAGACUUGAUAUCUUUUUGCCUCCUCCAUAUUUUCAAGAACACUAACCACAUUUGAAAGGAAAAUGACUUGAAAGCCUAAGUCUCAGUUUGUGAUCCACUAACCAACUCACCCUUUUUUCUACUCAUUAUAAUCUAUCAUAGUAUCUGUGUGUUAUACAGCAGCAAAGAAAGCUAGGAAAAGUCAGCCUUGAACAUGUUGUGAAAUUGCCUAUGAUUGGGCCUUGUGCUGAGUUAUAUUUAUAAAUAGAUGCCAGUGAAGCCCCAAACAGCCCAGUGGUUAGGAAGGCAGGCUCUGGUGUCUGACUGCUCGGUUUGAAUUCUGGGUCUACCAUCAAGGAGCUGUGUGACUAUGAGCAGUUUAACCUCUUCGUGCCUCAGUUUUCUCAUUUGUAAAAUAAGGAAAAUAUAGUACCUACCUCAUGAGGUCGUAGUAAGGCUCAAAUGAGUUGCCACUUCUGAGGUGCUUAGAACAUUAAUUGGCACAUAGUAAGCACCCAGAUGUUAAAACAGCAACACACACACAAAAUCAGUAUUAUUUGAAAUAUAUCAUCUGCACUGAGUCUACCUAUGUUAAGUAUAAAUGUCAUGACUGGCUCUGAUGUAUCCUGUUAACAAACAAAGAUUUAAAUUGGGGCUCUUCUGCUUUGUCGAUAUAAUUACUCAGCAAAGUAAUUGUGGAGUUCAUCCAAACUUCAGUUAUUUCCAGGCUGCCCAUGAGAGUUCAUUGUUUUAUUAAUUAACAAAACUAUCUUUUAAUGCUGUUAUUAAAUUGCCUGUUUUAUUUCUUUGGAUAAUGUGAGCUAUUUACCUUUUUAACUCCUAUCACUCCUUCCUUUCUCCUUAAAUUCCAAUAUUACUUAAGCCUAUUAUAAGCUACAGUAUAUAAAUAUUUUUUAUUCACUAAAUGGGUCAGUCUUUUGGUAAAAUAUUUGACCAUUAGGUCCAGGGGGAGGAGUGGCAGUUAAUCGUUUUUCAGGUAUUUGUUUAAUACCAAUAAAAUACUCAGAUGUGGCCAGGCACGGUGGCUCACGCCUAUAAUCUUAGCACUCUGGGAGGCCGAGGUAGGUGGAUCGCUCAAGGUCA
This is a messenger RNA of Microcebus murinus (gray mouse lemur), 2559 nucleotides long. Lineage: Eukaryota; Metazoa; Chordata; Mammalia; Primates; Cheirogaleidae. The record is from RefSeq and is a predicted model, not a curated record.